Messenger RNA from Austrofundulus limnaeus, 3027 nucleotides. RefSeq names its product CUB domain containing protein 1a (gene cdcp1a). The coding region runs from base 146 to 2494 and encodes 782 amino acids. The record is from RefSeq and is a predicted model, not a curated record. The transcript has 9 exons. NCBI's taxonomy places the organism in Eukaryota, Metazoa, Chordata, Actinopteri, Cyprinodontiformes, Rivulidae.
ACCUGUCUUCUGACGCACAGCAGGAAGUAGGGGAGUUGCGUCAAGCGGAUCUGCUGCGCCUACAGUCCCGUUUCUGGAUAACGCGCCAUGAAACAUGAGCUGAACUGUGUUUCCAGCAGGAUCAGAUCAUCAGGAGAAGAACAUUAUGUUGUUGUAUAAAUCAGGACGAGUCGCGGCGCAGAUCUUCCUUCUGAUGGUCCUGGUCUGGGACGGUUCAGGAGCCCAGGGGUUCACAGUUUCUCCUGAUCCAGGCUCCACCCUCAGCAUCAGCAGCAUCAGAGAUAAAAGCUGCAAAGUGUGCACAGGUUCAGGUCGUUCACAACAAUGUAACUCCUUCCUGGUGKUGACAGACAAAACUCCUGUCAGUGUGGAGUUUACAUGCUCCAGACCUCAGGAUGUGUUUACUGUAGAAACUGUGCGAGACAUAGUCUGCGGCAAAAGCUCCUGCAGCAAAAACAUCAUGCAGGACGGCUCCGGUCUGCAAAGCUUGUUGAGUUUUCACCGCAGGUUCACCUGGAACAUAACUGCUUCUUUACAAGAAGCCUUCAGAUUAGACUUGACCAAGACGGGCCUGAGACAGAUCGGUCCAUCAGAAACAUGUCCUGAUAAACACACCUUCACUCUCCGGGCUAAAGGAGAGGUUCUUGUAGGGAAAUACUGCAGGUCUGGUUCUAUCAGCAGGGCUCAGGUCCUGGGUCAGGGCAGCUUUUCUGUGGAUGUCCCUGCAGGACAGCAGCUGCAGAUUAACCAGAUUGAUGUCUCUGUGGGGGACAGGAUCUAUACUUUUGCCAAAAUCUCCCUCACGAUACCAAAAGGCCCCUCGACCUCUGAGCUGCUGUCACCAAACUACCCCAACAGUUUUCCUGAUGACGACGAGAUGCAGUGGGACUUCCAGGUUCCUCCUAACCACAAAGYWGCUGUAGAGUUUCUGAGCUUCACAGAGCCGCAGUGUUGGAAGAAGCAAACGGCGAUGGAGUACCGGAGAGGAGUCAGGUCAGCGUUGCGCCUGAGCCUGACUGAAGCCCAGCCGCAGCGGUUGCAGGGCAGCUUCUCCAUGAUCCUCAGCAACUGUGCGAUGGAUCCAAAAGGUCCUGGUCCUGGACUCUCCUUGAACUUCACAGUGUCUGUUUCGAGUUUAGAAGUGUUGUGUCAAGUGGACGCCAGCAGUGUGAAAGAYUUUUCUCUCCAUAUUAAUCAAGUGAGGAUGAACUCCGACUGCCAGAUGAAGAUGAACUCGGUGACGAUGAGGAACAUUACACUUACAAACAGCAGUGAACUGUUUUUCAAAAACUGUUUCCCCGAAGACAUUGAAGUUACAGCUAAACGUAUCAUAGAAUGUAAGGAUCUUAAAGACUGCCUGAAGACCAAAGUAGAUCUGUUGGCACCACAGCUGCCCACCUGCCUCCCAGCCCCUUUGACCAGCAUUGCCUGGACUCUCCGUCCCACUCAGCAUGGCACCGUAGCUGUGACCUCACCUUUAGCCCUGAGACAGGACCUACCUGAACAGAAGUGCAAUGACAGUGUCAUUAUCAACAUAGCUGAAGAAGAUGGUUUACCAAUUGGUGACUUCUGCCUUGAGGGAGCCAUAGAAAAAGUCCUCUUACACACCAAUGUGUCUUUUACUCUGAGGUCCACAACAAGGACUGAAGCACUAAGAACAAAUUUCAACCCCCUGUUAGAAGUAUCUUUUGAAGAGGAGAUAAUUGAAAGAUAUGUGUUCACCAUAUCUCUAUCAAACAGCACUCCCAUCUUCUUAGCCACCCCCGGUUGGCCGCAGGGCAUGAAGUCUUAUUCCACCAUCUCCUGGAUUGUUUCUGUUCCUUCAAAAAUGAACGCACACCUGAUUUUUCUCAACUGGAGCCAGCCCAAGUGCAGGAACGGCCACACCAACAUCAUGGUGCGGAGAGUUGGCAGGCUUGAGGAGGACUUCAGCCGCAAGGAGAUAGAGCCGGGAGGCAACAAGAUCACCAUCUCUGAAAACUUCUACCUCAACAUGUCCAACUGUAAACCUGAAAGUGGACACUUUUACGUACUGACCAAGAUCACACUGCAGAAGAGCUAUCAUCUGAUCAUCAUACUCUGCGUGGUGGCUGCUCUGCUCAUCAUUUUUAUCAUAAUACUGGUGGUGGUUUGCAUCAUGGUUAGGAAGAAGAAGGAGAAGCUCAACAAUGAAGUAGCCAUCUACAAUCCAGGCAACACCACCUUCCAACCAGAGAACAACGAUGAGUCUCAUGUGUACACAUCCAUYGACGAAACGCUUGUCUACUCACACCUGUUGAGAAAAGGACCAGAGAUUGGUGUCUAUGAAGACUAUGACACCUACAAGUCCUUCACCGGACACACUGACUCCCAAACACCACCAGUCUCCAAUGGUGGUGGAGAUGAAAACACGGAGGGUCCUCCUCGUCCACCUCGACUCUCGUCUCAACAAGGUCUUCCGCUUCCUGACAGGCAACCAAGUUACAUCCAGCCCCUGGAGGAUGAUAAGACUUAGCAAGCAGCCUCAAAGCAAAGAGGAACGUUCUUCAACUUCAUGGCUACAGCAGGARUCAGAGGAAGUAAACUGAGCCAAAAAACUGGAUUCAGCCUUCUGAYUUCCACUUUUUGAACUUUGUGCUUUUUAUCCUCUGGCAUCUGCGUGACUGAUUGCAGUUUUCUUUACAAUGAGUUUUUGUUUUACCAAGUCAGGCACAGAAAACAAUCUUGCUGAAACUGUAGCUGUUGUUGCAUUUUUGUUACAGGUAGUUUGCUUCCUUUCAGACAAAUCUGGAAGCUACAAUCAGAUAUCUUCCUUUUGUGUUUUGGACAUUUUAUAGGAGCUACUGCUUUCUGUUUGUAUUUGUCUGCCUCACACCGUUGAAAACAAGAGGAUGGUGAUUUUGAUGAUGAAUAAUUUAUGAACAUGAUGUUGAAGCAGAUUGAACCAGCAGUGUGUUAUAUUUGCUUUCUAUUGUUUGUCUCUUCUUUUGCACAAGCUGAGUACAUAAAAUAUUUUUGGAAGGUUUUAGCCUUUCAAAGAUACAUUCA